This is a messenger RNA of Zeugodacus cucurbitae (melon fly), 13172 nucleotides long. RefSeq lists its product as uncharacterized. Gene Ontology annotation, cellular component: extracellular region. The transcript is spliced from 6 exons. The record is from RefSeq and is a predicted model, not a curated record. NCBI's taxonomy places the organism in Eukaryota, Metazoa, Arthropoda, Insecta, Diptera, Tephritidae. Gene Ontology annotation, molecular function: growth factor activity; cytokine activity. Gene Ontology annotation, biological process: SMAD protein signal transduction. Bases 2667 to 7952 code for a protein of 1761 amino acids.
CCAUUGAAAGUUGGAAACCCUAAUAUUAGUUUAGAAGCACUGAGGUCCUCAUGUUCGAUAUAUGGGGCCUUGACAACCUAUGUUCCGAUUUCGGAGAUUUUUAGAAUGGGGCUGCCACACUAUAAACGUAGUACUUGUGCAAAAUUCUGCAUCGAUAUCUUCACUAGUGCUUACUUUAUAUAUUGUAAAGUAAACGAUUCAGAUCGUCUUCAAAGUUCUGGUAUAUAAGAAGUAGGCGGGGUUGUGAAGCGAUUUCGCCUAUUUUCACAAUAUAUCAUUGGGAUGUAAGGAAACCAUUACAAACGAAGUUGAAAUCGGUCGAGUAGUUCCCGAAUGUGUUUUUGGUUUUGCCCAUUUUGUGGGCGUGGCAAUGGUCCAAUUCUGCCCAUUUUCGAACUUGAUCUUCUUAUGGUGCCAAGGAAUAUUUGUGCCAAGUUUCGUCAAUAUAUCUUAAUUUUUACUCAAGUUACAGCUUGCACAGACAGACGGACAGACAUCCGGAUUUCAAAUCUACUCGUCACCCUGAUCACUUUGGUAUAUAUGACUCUAUAUCUACCUCUUUUAGUUUUAGGUGUUACAAACAACCGUUAUGUGAACAAAACUAUAAUACUCUCUUUAGCAACUUUUGUUGCGAGAAUAUAAAAAAUGCAUUAAAUAUAACAACAACGAACCACGGUUUUUCCGUUACUAACAAACUCCCGGUAGCCUAGCAGCAAUAUAACAUAGAAUUUGUUUUAAGCAGGGCAUUAAUAAAAGAGAGAGAAUGACGCAAAACAAAAAAUAAGGCUGCAUUUAAACGAAUGUCUGUCACUGUAAAUGGUAAAUGACGACAAAAGAGUUGUUUUUGUUCUCAAAAGCGUCAUAAACGCUAUACUCUUCAAUAUUCAUAUCAUUAUACCCAAUAUUUCCCUAACUUUUUAGAGUUUGAACAAUUUUUUCCCAAAAAGAUACAUACAUAGACCACUUGAUAUGUUAUAUAUUUGUCCAAAAAUAGAACAUAGAACACAUAUAUCCAAUAUAUAGACAUCCAUCCAUCGAUUAAGAUCUGAUAAAAUUGGGUUAGAUAGUUUGACACCGAUAUUUCUGGAAGCAUAUUACCCUUGACCUGCAUCAUUUGUUUUUAAAUAUUUACACUCAAAAGUAUAAAGGAUGGUCUAAAAGUCGCCUUAUAAACAUUAGCAUUAUAGGUAUGUAAAUAUGAAUAACUAACAAUUAGAAUGAGGAAACUAAUUGACUAAGAGAUAUAUUUAUGUUUGUCUGCCCGUUCGUGUGUUUGUUUGUAUAACCUUUAUUAUGACUUAAGUAAAAUUCGAAAAAUCUUAUUGAAACUUGUCACAUGCAUUUAGGUACAAUAUUAACGGAAUGGAACCAUUGACAGUGAAAGUAUAGAAAAUCUUCUAACCAAACAAAUCGGAAGAGUUAUGGUGUUCUCAUUUUAUUCAGAGAGUCCUCCACUUUCUUGCAUUCUUGUUUAGCUAACAGUUUUUUUCUUAAAAGAUCUGAUCGGGAAUAAGUUUGAUCUCUCUCUAUUUCUCAUAAACUGACAAAACAGAAAAAAUGGUGUAUACAAAACAUUUCAUGAUCUUAUAUUUUGGCGGACAAAUGGUAAAGUCCCUUAUAAUUCUUAAAAGCUACAAUAUCUCAAGAUACUACUUAAUCAACUAAGAAAGAACUAGGUUUGGCUGUAACUGAACAUUUUAAACUCUUGCAUUUGGCAAGGCUCAAAGGCGGAUGCAUAUUUUUAGGUGUUGGCAAAACAUUAUUGUAUAUUAAAAAUGAGUUCAUAACAUUGACCAAUGUCUCAGUGAGUUUCAUGCCUUCAUUUUGCUUCAUGUCCAACUAUUUUUACUAAAAUCAAACUAACUAACACAUGCCAAGAUAAUUAUGAUUCCUUUAAUCCUUUCAUACUAUUGACCCAUCCUUAAAUACUUGGUAAUUGCAAGAGUAUUUAUCGUUUGGUUCUGCCAAAACGUAACCUUCCUUACUUGUUAUUAUGGAUGUGUAUGUGUGUGCAUGGUGUUUGAAGACAGAACAUUUGUUUGCAGUGUUUGAUUUGGUUAUAUUGUUAGUUUCACACAUUUUGUUUCAAUUCCAAAACGUUGCAUGGUAAUAGUAUGUUUUACAGCAUUCCAAUUUGUGUUGUUCGUUAUAUUACGGUUGUGUAAAUGCUAUUGAGCCGCUUAUCUUUCACUGAUGUGUCUGUGUUCGUUAACUUGGCAGCCUAACUGGCGCUUGUUGUUCCUACUAUCAUACUUCACAAGUUGCUUUGGUUUGACUACUUUGCAAAACUGGUCAAAUCAAAUGAAACAUAACGGUCACAACACGCCACACGAGCAUAACUAUAAUGCUAACGUUAGCUUUCGUCAUACAUUUAUAGUACUUUGGUUAUUUUUCUAACUGUAGAUAUACGUUGCAUCCCAAUAAAUUUAAAAUUAAUACAAUUUAUGGAAUUGAAUUUAAUUAAAUCGAGAAUCGUGAAAUCGUAAGAAAUACGGAACAAGUUAGGUAAAAUUUUAAAAUUAAGGAGAUAUCAUUUGAAUGUACAUACGUAUUUGAAAAAGUAUGCGCCAAAAUAGUGCCAUUUAUUUAUGGGAUCGCGGUGAAAAGACAUUAUAUAGGAAUGUAAAAUACAAAUGUGUAACGAUCAGUAAUAAGUUUUGAAAUCAAUGAACACAGAAACAGUGAGAAAAUACAAAUCAAAUGUGGUUAUGCAAAUAAUAAAAGUAAUUCAAUUUUGUAUGGUUUGCUGUUUGGAGUUUUAUUUCGCCAUUUUUCUUCUGCCACUAAUCAGCGCAGAAAACCUGAACAACGGAACCAGUGCCAAGUACCAAUAUCGACUAUGGAAAACAAUAUCAGCAAGGUUAGACGUCGUAACAAAUAUAAGUCACGCAUCUAUCACACCACCUGUAGAAAGAGAUACAAUUCUUAGCAUAUACAAUGCGUAUUUCCUUCUCUGUGUCCAUCAAAAUCUUCGCCGAAGCUUUUACUACAUCCUCAGAAAUGUGGGAAAUCACAGCAUCAGUCAUACCUCUAUAUAUAUUCAACGGCUGAAUGAUAGCACAAAUGACAGAGACGACAAUGACAAGCAGGAAGAUACUAUUGAAAGAAUAUUUCCUUUUAAUUGGUGUGUGGAACAAUAUUGGAGGCGACAAAAACUUACACUAAAGAGUGAACAAGAUAUUGCUAGCGUGAAAAACCAACAUUACUGUGACGAUAUUUUUGAUAUAGCACUGUGUAUGAUUAUUGCCAUUUUUGUAGAGAUUUUUCCGCUUUCUAUGCGUUUUGUUUGUAAAAACACUGUACUUUGUUGGCGAAGACUGCAACUGUUCUGCUAUUCCUAUCAUCGAAACUAUGCGAAGACACCACAUUCCCGGCAACAAUUGCAGCACCAGCGUAAAGCUGUCAUUAACUGUGUUUGUAACGUCGGGAAUUUGAGCGCAAUAAAAUGGAAGAAAAGAUCAGAUCAACAGCAAAAUGAAUUAUAUAUACUUCAGACACACUUCGCCGUUUUCUCAGCAAUAACCGGAAAUAUAUUUGCACUUUCUAUUCAAGGAGCAGGGCUAACAGACCUAUGCAUACCAGCAGAUGCCGAGAGUGUGUGUGCCACAGUAGUAAAACUUAUAUUCCCUCCUGGAGUGCCAGCAAUGGUGGCAAGCGCAGCUUUCAUUAAACUGAAAUGUAAAAAGUCCUGCCAGUAUUAUUUGUUGAAAGUCCGUCUAAUACACCAAAAGACAUUCACAACUUAUGCGCAAAUUUUAAAAUAUCAGGGACAUUAUAUUUUAAUAUCAGAAGAAAAUCGUUUGUUUCCAGAAGAGAUUGCUUUCCUGGUAUGUAAAAUUGAACAACUAAAAGAACUUGACAUUAUUUGUGAUUAUAAGCAUUUUUCUUAUGGCGGAGACAUAAAAGAAAAGCGAUUUUUAUUUGCCGCUAGCGAGAGGAAAGUCUGUCGUAUAAGCAACGGAUUACUAUUCCAACUUCUGCCACUGUGUCACAAUCUCAGAGGAUUCGCAAUUCUUCAAUUCUGCAAUCAGAUUAAUAAUUUUUUAGUAACGUUUCCGAUAAUUCCUAAAUAUGGUCAUGAUAUCGUUAUUCAUCAGAUACGUUGUGCAACGCUACACAUUAACUCAAAAUUUCAAGAACUGAAAUCAAUUUCGAAGCAGAAAUCUAAGCAAAAUUCCAUAAAACGGCUUAAGCCAAUGAAGCUAACUAAGCCAUUAUCACAUUGGAAUGUGUCAUAUUGCUCAACAAAUAAAGUUGCUUAUACAUUUAAAUGUCAGCGUAUAAAAGAUAAUAAUCUCAAUUGUGAUGCUAUAAUUAAAUUCGACCUUUGCUGUUGUUGUUGGUGUUUUUAUUGCUAUCGUCGCUGCAAUAGCAACCCCGAAAGAGUUUCGAACAGUUGUUGUAAUCGGUGCUGUCCCUGGCAUCGGAGCCAAUAUACUGCAAAGUCUCCGCACUGCCUAUAUUGCUACUACUAUUUGCAUUGUUAUUAUUGUUUUAAUCAAUGUUAUUGUUGCUGUUGCUACACACAAUUUGCUACAACAACGUUAAUGUAUCCAUGCAGCUGCUUAAGUCAUAAAUCCAAUCAUCAACUCCUCAAACAAAAAAACACAUUGCCAAAAAUGCGGCAAAAUGUAAAGGAAACAAAGCAACAGACCGCUUCGCAACAUUUGAAGUGCUUUCGAAUUUUUUUUCGACCAGUACAUCCUAAAAACGCGAACUAUACAUGUAGCACGCUUUCUGCAUUACACGCCAGCCAUACAAUUUAUUGGUUUCAAAAUACACAACGCUGUUGUGCACAAAUCACCAAGCCUAGCACAGGGAUUAACACAGUGAAAGCUGCUUGUGCCGAGACAAUAUCGAAUAAGAAAACUGAUUUUAUCAAUUCCAUCCGUUGUAAAGCUAUAUAUUUCGGCAAAUGUUUGUACCAUAAACUAAUUAAUUUAGCGGAUUACUUAUGCAGACACAUAAUUAUAGUACUUCAGGUUAAGAUAUCAAUACCCCGAUCGACUGCCCUUGUCAUUAAGGUAACGAGAGAGCAACAGCAACAACAACAACAAAUGGUCAAUAUUACGCACGAUCAGCAAUUGAAAAUGAAUAACUUAUGUAAAAUUUUUUGCAACAAUUGGAAGCGACACAGGCGGAGGCGGCGGCGACGACGUCGACGACGCAUGAAUAAACAAGAGCAGCAGCAACAUCAAUCCGUCCAACUUCAACAGCAACACAUAAACAAUGAAAAAGAAACAAUAUUAAGUGGCGUAAGCAACCCUCGUUUGCAUAUAUUAGGUUUUAAUGCGUGCAAAGCAAUCCCCACAAAUGACCCUGUGCACAUGAUAUUAUCAAAAGCGCCAACUGCAUCAAUGUUGGCCACAAUGCGUUUAGCAAAUACGAAAAUUGCUAUGACCAAUGGAAACCGAAAAGAUGCAAUAAGCCCGCAUCAAACACCUGCACUGAGAUUAAACCGCAGCCGCAGUAGGCCAAACCUUGUCUGGCUUUUUAUUGGGUUGGUUUGGUUUGAAGGUCCUAAAUAUGUCAACUGUAGCAUACAUAGUAGUAGCCAAUCUCCACAAUCUACUUCUCAGGCUCAAUCCCAAACGCAGACAGUUCAACAUACCACACAGACAACACUUCAACCACUCUCAACAUCGACGCUACAUAAAAUACAUCCAUCACGAAUAACAUCAAACUUACCUUUAUUAACAACAAACAAUAAACAAAUAUUUAAAGGAUCGAUGUCAGUUAUGCAAAAGGGAUCAACUGCCGCCAUGUAUAAAAUAAAGGAGGAAGGAAACAGCAAUUUUAAUAGCAAAGGCAUACGUAGUGGCAAUUGUUUGUCUUCGCGAAGACGAGCUUCUCUAAUGUCUACCAAAACAAAUGGCAAGCAUACUCGCUUCUACGACAUCGAUCCGAUCGUGAUAGUCGAUCGCAAACGACACGACUGGCUCGAACCAGAAGCGAAAAUAGGGACAGAUUUCUUGGAUGAAGAAGCACAUAGCGCACAUAGCGAUCGCGCUCGUCUGGAGUCUAUUAAAAGACAGAUAUUGACAAAGCUUGGCUUGAAGCAUAAACCCAACGUAUCGCAUCCAUUGCCAAAGCAGUUUAUAUGGGACACCAUAUAUCGCGCAGAUGGCAUACGCAGUGUUGUCAGUGAUUUCGAUUUCAGUGAAAAUGGAUCGCAUCAAUGGGAAUUAGUUUCGGAAGUAGAUGACACAAAAAAGACACAACGAGCACAUUCAGUAAAAGCAAAUGGUAUUACAAGGCUUUCACUUAAUUUCCCAGGUGUUCAGAAAGGCGAAUUCGAUAAAUCGCUUGGAUCAGAUGCUGAAAAUGUUCUUAAUGUAAAUUAUAAAGACUAUUUGCAUCAUGGCCGAUUUGAGGAGUCGAAGAUAUUAAACGAUACAAAAAUACCGAAUAAUUUCACAUAUCUUAUGCAUAUUAGUAAUUCAAAAUUAAAUAAAGACUACCUUGGAGUUGAUGAAAUGGGAUUUAGUGAUAUGAUUUAUGAUGAUAAAGCUGAUUUUCUCGAAAUCGAGACGGAUGAAAUUAAUCACCAAGUGAAUCGUGGUGGUAAUAUUGUUGCCGAUACACAUGCUGACAACAAUGAUGGGUAUAGUUUACAUCAACAGAAAUAUAGCAUGUCCACAGAUCAAAGCAAAUAUGAAAGCGAUGAUUUUCUGGGCGACACACAAGAGUUCAUUACAUUCGCGGAGAAAGGGAAAAUGUUUAAGCAACAUCGACUUGUUGAGUUCUCACCACAGGCAAAUGGCAUGCCCAAUCAAAAAUUAUUCGUUAGAAAAGCUGAAAUUCACGUUCGGAUUGAUAAAUUAACAACAGGGCGCAUCGGUAAUAGCAAUAGAAAUAAUCGUGGAUGUGGUGGAAAGAAAACGAAGCCAAAACUUUGGAUAUUUCAAGUAAUGGAAAAAAAUACUACAAAGAAGAGCUGCGACAAAUCUCCGCAACUUUGUGUUACUUACGAUGUGGAUAUAUCGAACUUAGGCUGGCAAAAAUUCGAUAUAACACCAACUGUCCGGGACUGGUAUAGACGAGCACCGACGGAAAAAUUGCGACUUCUUAUAGAUUGCACUGGUUGUGGCAAGCAUUACGUUUUACAUUUGUUUAAUCAGCCUUUGGUGAGUUCGAAGCAGGACCUAUUAUACCCUCAGCGAGGCAACCGAUACCGUUCGGUGAACCGAGAUGAUCUUGUGGUGCAGUGGACACGACAACGAUUGAACGGUAACAUUAUUUUACAAAAAGAGAGUGAUGUUAAAGGACGAGUGGAAGAGAAGCGUCCAAAAGCUAAACAUCCGUCUUUGCUAUGUAAUUCUAUUUUUGACUGUAGUAAUCAGAAGAAUUUAACUUCAAAUUUAGGCAAUAAUAAAUUGAAUGACGUGCGCACCAAAUUAUUUAGGCCACAUCCAUUACUAGGAUAUACGGAACAAUCUAACCGACUACAAUCCAAAGUUCCUGGGACACAAGAUAAACGGGACAUUCAAUAUUCGCAGCAAAAAAAGUAUAUGCACUUAAAAAGUCCAGUAUCAUUAGAACUAAGUCCCAAUCGACCAUUUCUGGUAUUGCGUACAGAAACGAGAAUUCUUCGGCGUGUACGACGGCGUGCAAUUGAUUGCGUUGGCGCAAUGCAUGGUCAAUGUUGCAAGGAAUCGUUUUAUGUGUCUUUUAAAGCAUUAGGUUGGGAUGACUGGAUAAUUGCACCGCGUGGCUACUUUGCUAAUUACUGCCGCGGCGAUUGCUCAGGCCCAUUCCGCACUCCUGAUACAUUCCAAACAUUUCACGCUCAUUUUAUAGAAGAAUAUAGAAAAAUGGGUCUUCUGAAUGGUAUGCAACCCUGUUGUGCACCAGUAAAAUUUUCAAGCAUGUCGCUUAUUUACUAUGGCGACGAUGGUAUUAUUAAAAGGGAUCUCCCAAAGAUGGUAGUUGAUGAAUGUGGGUGCCCAUGAUGAUAUGCACACUGUUGUAUGUGCAUUCGAAAUAUAUUGAUUACGUAAAGGAUUGGCUGUAUUGAAUCAACUUAAACUAUUUAUAAAUACGAAUAUUAAUAUAUAUACAUCCAGACUUAAUAUUACGAAUCCAUGUUCGUAUGUACUUUUUCUAAGAUUUAAUUUAAAUUUUCAGCUUUACACGCUUUUAUGAUAUAAUAAACAAACAUAGCUGUACAAGAAGGGAUAGCAUCAAAAAUAAAUUUGAAGCCAGUAUAAAGCAACUUCUUGUGCUGCUUUUAUGCUAGAGUAAUAUACAUAGAUACAUACUUAUAUGAAUGUAACAUAGUUUUAAGAUGAAUGUUUGGGUGUAGUAUAAAUACAUAUUGACCUAUGGAUCUAAUUAUUUUUGUGUAUAUACGCAAAUAAAUUUGUUCAAUAGUCAGUAAAAAGAACUUUCGCCGAAGCAAAUACAUUUAAAUUAAUAAAAAAUAACUUUAAUUGGUGCCUUCGAUUAUUAGCUAAAAAGCAUCUUUAAACAUGAACACAUUUAAUAGGGCAUACAUAGUUCGUACGUAGCAAUAUGUAAAUAAUCAAAAUUACAAAAAAAGAAAAAAUCGAUUACUAUUGUAAAUAUAAGGGAACGCUGUUUGAAAACAGAUAAAAACAUCAGCCCUAUGGAAUAAUUUUUUAAAUAAUGCCUUAAAUGUUCAUAUUGGUAAAUAGUAAGCCGCCUACUAAACACACCCUUUUGACUAUCACACACAAAUUCCAAUUUCAUGGGAUAGGGUACUUCAAUUUCACAAUUUCCCCGAUUAUUCUUAACUUUUCCACAAAUAAGGAAGGAGGGGAGUUAUGUCAAAGAAUCUUUAUGUAAUACACAUUUACAAUAUGCUUUCAUUUCAAAUUGAGAUAUAAACAUAAAUACGUUAAUUAAUAUAAACGAAAAUUAAUAAUCAGCAUAAAAGUAUAGCCCAAUUAAUGCUGUAUGCUUUUACGAAUUAGUAUUAUGUUUUACAUAUAUGAGCUCAAUUUCCACAAAACCUUUUUGUACAUUGUAUUGUGAUGCGCAUAAAGAAUAAUUUUUGCAAAUAUAAACACAAAUUACUAACAAAGAUUAUGUAUAUAUAACCAAAUUUUAGCUGAAAAAGUCAGUAUACAGCUCUGAACAUACAUAUGUAUGUUAUUAAAAUAUACGGAAUUAAAGUGGUAAUAAUUCUACUUCCCACAUCAAAUAAUAUUAACUAUGGCAGUUUGACUUUGCACUAAACAAUUUCAAAAAUGAACAUAUACGAUUAACUUAUACAUACUUCAUGUUCAUAUGUGUGCUUAAUUCUAACAUCCCCGAUAAUAUUUCCCUAGCCAUUCCCAAUUUUACAAUAUUAAUUAUAUUGUUUUGAAUUAGGAAUUGGGUGUGAUAACCUUGUAUAUUAUGAUUUCUUGUUUUGUUUUUCAAGCUGUUCCCUUUGACAAAUAUAAUUCAAAUGAUAACAAUCAGAAAUGCAUCACCACUAUUUACAUUUAGAUAAUGCACCUGGCUCAGGGAGAAAAUAGUAGAAAGGCUUAUAUAUAAAUAAAAGCAAAGCAUUGUCCUUUGAAAAUAUACAUACAUAUGUAUGUGUUUGCAAAAGUUGACGAUCCCGCUGUUAACCACACCCUAGCAUUGUACAUAAAAGCCUUUUAUCAGAAGUUGUAAUAAAAUCUCAUUGGUAACCAGAUUUUACGAACUGCGUAUGAACUGUUCCUGAAAAGGCCGGACUUGUGCCAGUCAUAAAACGACGAAUAAAUAGGUUAGUUUUUCACAGAUCUAUUGCAAAUUUAUUUGUCGUAUUUUAAAAUAUUUAAUAAAUACACACAAUUAAUAAAGUUUAUUUUAUGACUUUCUUAAAACUAAACUAGAGAUUUUGCUCUAUAAUUUAUAUUUAACAUAACUGUUUAUUUAUUUUAAACUAGUAUGAGACUGGUACAUUAAAAAAAAGAACUGUCAAUUGACAUCUCGAUAAGACAGUCGACUAGCUGACUAGUUGGGCUUGCGUUAUCAGCUAGUUGUAAGGAUGCAACUAGUCAAUUAACCUCCAAGUCAAUACAAGAGUGCACACAUACACAUUUAAAAAUACAAGCACGUGCUAAUAUUCUGUAGGAUAAUAAAAACGAAAUUUUCAAUUCCUAUACGACUACACACAAAAUUUGUAAAUAAAAUUGUUAAACAAAUUCAUACAAAGUUGUUAAUAGUUAAUUCGAGCAUUGCGACAGUUGUUUACAAUGGAUAUACACAAGUUUAAAACAUAUUGAAUAAAUCAGAUAUUUCACAAAUUUCUGAGACAGAAGCAUUCAAUCUGUAGAUCUAACUUAAAAAUAUUUUACGUGCACAAUUGUAGCUGGACAGCUGGUCAUGUAGAAUGACGUUACACUCGAAUUACAAUUGCAGUAGUUACAUUAAACAAAUAGCUAGUAUCGGAUAACAAGGAUAAUUAGUUUCUUAGCUUUAAAAUUUUCGCUUGAUAGUAACGUUCACUUUAGUAUAUAUAGAGAAUAUAUUUAAAACAUGUAUACAUAUAUUUAAUAAACUACACAAUUACAAAUAUAUAUAUAUAUAUAUAUAUAUAUAUAGAUUAACUGGAACUAAAUGACUACACUAUAAUUAUUCAGUUCAACAAUAAGUAUUUAUACAUAUAUAUACAUUUGAUAAAAUAUAUUACAUGCGUUUGCACAUUCUUCAUUACAUAAACCCUAGUCUUAUUAAAUAGUAGCAUGUUAAAAUCCAACUUAAAUAUAUAAUAAACAAUAAUAUUAAUUAAGGAUAGCUUUUUUCCAAAGCCAAAGACUAUACCUCACUGAAAAAUCCAAAAUAAAUCUGUAUUCGAAUGUGACAUUGACUAUAUAUCUAAUUGUUCAUCACCUCACUUAACAGAAACAUGAGUAAAUGGAAAUAAGAGGAGAGGUAGCACUGGAAAAAUAAAGUUUACAAGCGAAAACUAUGCAUUCCUGAAAGAGCUUUUGACAUGUAAAUAAGAAUGAUUUUCAUUUAUGCAUGUAUAUAAUUCUUUGCAGCGAAGCUAUCAAAGAAAUUGAAAAUUAGUAAUAUUUAACUAAAACGCCAAAUGUGAAAUGUACAUAUGUACCCAGAGUUCAUCUCACACAGUAACUAAAUCGUAUUGAAAAUAGCAUUUUUUCCGAUACUCCAAAAAAGGUUUAUUGUUAUGUUACUAUAAUACAAAAUGAAUUGAUGGACAUACUUGGAAGCAAUCAUUAGAAAUUAAUGUAUUUGACCCUGGAAUAUUCCCAUUCAUGGUUCAAAUAAUAUGCAUCCAUACAAAUUUAUAUAUAUAUAUACAGAUAUACAAAUAAUACUAUUUAAAAGUACCAUGGUUCUUUUUAAAGUCAAUUAAAUUUAGCCUAUACAGAUCACGCUUCGUUGCCAUUGAAAUUAACUUACAUCAUAAUCUUCACGCAUUUAAGGGAGGGGUCUGGGUUUUCACUUUCGAAAAUUCGAAUUUUUUUUGUUUUAUCUUAUUGUUAAACUUUUCAAGAAUAUGUCCUCAAAAUUUUAAUCCGAUCUAAGCAAUAUUCUUGAAAUUACUGUUUAAUUAGUCUCGAUGCCUUUAACGCUCUAACUCUAACAGCUACGGCUUUAAACGCGUUUUUCUCAAAACUACUUUUUUGAAGUCCGUGUUCACUGCCAUUUGAAAACUACUAGACCGAAUCAUUUCAAAUACUUGAAACAUUUUCUUCACAUAAAAUACCUCCCCCCUACGUUUAGUAAAUUUGUUUUUUUAACAUUAACGGUGUUUCCCACUCUGAAAAUGGCGGAAAUUUUAGUCGAAAAUAACGGUUCACACCUUAGAUGGCCGCCAAAAAUUUUUAAAUAAAAAAAAAUAAUCAGAGAACGUUGGGGGGAAGAUUUGUUUAAAAUUUAACUAUAUUUUUAUUAAUUUUUUUUUCAUUUUCGAUUAAUUUCCGGCCGAGUUACAGUGAACACCGCAAAUUGUUUUUUUUUUUCAAGACGUCCCAGGGGAAGCUCUGUCACGGGCUAAUGGUUUAAUAUUUUUGCAUGAAAAAUUUACAGAACAUAGUCAAAACUAUGCUCAAUAAUGUAUAGAAGGUUUGAAUAAAAUUGCUUAAUCGAUAUUUGAGAUAAAAAAUCACAAAAAAGUGUUUUUUUUUUGCGCUGAAACCCAGAUCCCUCCCUUAAGCAUAUGAUGAAAAUGUGAUGUCCUUAAAAAUGGUUUGCUUUUGUGAACCGUUUAUAUAACGCUGUCAGUGAAAUCACAUACAUAGACAUGCAUUGUUUAAUUCCUAUACAUAACUUAAUGAAACAUUAGUUUAUAAUUUUGUAAUAAUUAUACUCUGAAGUGUUUGUAGUACUUUGUUUUGUAAAGAAUUGAAGGAAAUACAUAGAUUUCUAUACGAACAUUCCAGAAAGCAAUAAUCUGGAUGUUACCACAUAAAAUCUUUGGACAUACUCGCUUAAUGAGUAAUAGUCAAUCAAUGACAUCAUUUUCUUUUGUCGAUACAUAUUGCAUAAUAAAAUAUUAAGAUUCUCAACAGUUGGCGGGCCGGUUGCGAUAUAAUGAUAAAAUAUGUAAUUCUUGCGUUUGAAUUUAUUAUACUGUAAAAAGUGGAGUUUAUUGGGGAACAUGCAUGCCAUUGUAAAAGUAUUUUUGAAGGACUUUAACAGUAAUAAUAGUAUUCCCAAAUGUAUACUGUUGUAAUUGUUUGAUUAUAUCCUGCACAACAAUUAAAGCAAUUUAUAAAAACGACAGUAAUCAAAUGAAAAUGAAAUUAUUACAAAUUAAUGCUUCAUAUACAAAGUUAUAUUUAAAAAUAUUGUAAGGUAAUAAUAUUGUAUGAUAGAUAUAAUAAGAAUAUUCAUUAGAAAAAUAAAAGAUAUUAAUUAGAAAAUGGAAGCAGAUAGUUAAUUUUAUGGAUUUAAAAAAUGAUUUAAGUCAAAUGAGAAGAGAGCUACAAACGCAUAACAUACGCUUUGAUGGACGCAAUUAAUAACCAUAUGCAAAAUUUCACCAAUAAAUCAAUAACUUUAUAAAAACAAAAGUGCCUAAAAUAAUUCAAGCAAAUACGCAAUUUUUUAUGAUACUAAGAACUUUUACGAAUAUUUGUCAGUUUUAGAUAGAAUAACAGAAAUCACAAUGGACAUCUAAAAAAACCAUGUGUGAAAUUCGACCAUGUUGAACUUAAAGUCAGUUUGAAUAACCUUAUUGAUUACUUAAGAUUAUAGCGAAC